UUUUUUCAGAGGUUACUUCCGGUUAAGUAAGCUUUGCACAGCAACUUUUCCCUUACGAAUACAGACAAGCUGACAAGAACGACAGAUUUAGCUAUUACGAGAUAUAAUGGCAGAUUUUGGAUUUGCACGGUACGGAGAGGAUGAAGAAAAUGAUGAAGAUGAAUUCGAUCCACAGAAUCGACGGGGGAUGACAGAUGGUUUGAUAUUCCUGGUCGACUGUUCCAAGUCCAUGUUUGACGAAGGAGACGAUGAUGAAGAUAGCCAUUUUCAAUUGUGUUUAAAGUGUGCAAAAACUACCCUACAGAACAAGAUCAUCAGCAGUGAUAAAGAUCUGAUGGGCAUCGUUUUCUUUGGAACAGAGAAGUCAUCCAACCCCAGCGAAUUCAAACAUAUCUAUAUCUAUCAGGAAUUGGACCAGCCUGGAGCUCCAAGGAUAUUGAGUUUAGAAGACUUGAUAGAAGAAUCUCCAAAAGAUUUCUCCAAAGAGUAUGGUCACAACACUGGGUUUUCCUUACAUGAAGCACUGUGGACUUGUCAGAAUAUGUUCUCCAACAGUCCACAAAAAGUGAGCUCCAAAAGGGUGAUGUUGUUCACAAAUAACGACAACCCUCACGCUGCUUCCCAACAACUACAGAGACAAGCAAGGACAAAAGCGAGUGACUUGUCUGAGACAGGUAUUGACUUGGAACUGAUGCACUUACAGAAACCGGGAGAAAGUUUUGAUGUUUCUAAGUUCUAUAAGGAUUUAUUGUUUACAUCUGAUGAUGAGUUGACUGACCUUCCUGACCCGGCAGAGCGAAUGGAUGAACUUCUUAAUAGAGUUCGAACAAAAGACCACAAGAAAAGAGCCCUGAGAAGAAUUCAGCUAAGUCUGGGUGAAGGUCUCAGUCUGGGAGUUGGUGUGUAUGGAUUAGUGAGGUCCUGCCCCAAACCAUAUGGUGUUAAACUGAACAGGGAAACAAACGAGGAGCUGAAGAGUCACUCCAAGACCUACCUCAAGGAUACCGGUGAGGUACUCAUGCCACAGGACCUGAAGAAAGCCCAGACCUACGGUGGCCAACGCAUACUCUUCGAGAAUGAUGAGGUGGCUGAAAUCAAACGAUUUGGAGAAUCUGGAUUACAAUUGAUGGGGUUCAAGCCACGAAGUAAACUGAAGAAAUAUUACCAUGUGAAGCCUGCACAGUUCCUGUAUCCUGAUGAAAGUACGGUGAUUGGAAGUACCACUUUAUUUACGGCCUUACUGAAGAAAUGUCUGGAGCGAGAUGUGUUUCCCUUGUGUCGUUACAUCCCUGGUAAAAACAUGGCACCUCGUUUCGUGGCCUUACAACCACAGGCUGAAGAGGUCGAUGAACAUAAGGUACAAGUCACACCUCCAGGGUUCCAUGUUAUCUUCCUGCCGUUUGCUGAUGAUUUCAGGAAAGUAAAACUUGAGGAUGCUCCACGAGCCAAUACGGACCAGAUUGACAAGGCAAAGGAGUUGGUGAAGAAGCUCCAGUUUAAAUUCUCCAGUGAGAGCUUUGAGAAUCCUGUCCUUCAGAAAUACUGGAGAAACAUUGAGGCUUUGGCUCUAGAUCGGGACGCACCAGAGGAAAUGACUGAUUACACAAUGCCCAAUGAGAAAGGAAUGGAGAAAAGGGCAGGAAAGCUUAUUCAGGAAUUUAAAGACCUCGUAUUUCCAGACGGGUAUGAGCCAGGUGUUAAAAGGAAAGCUCCAGCAAGUGCUGCUGAUACUGCAACAAAGAAAGCUAAGAUGGAGGGAGCUGUGGCUUCGUUGGAUGUUAAGAAAGAGGCUCAGGAAGGGCGGCUUGGCAAGUUGACUGUGGCAGUUUUGAAGGAAUUAAUCAAGCGUGAGGGAAUCCCAGCAUCAGGGACAAAGAAAGCCGACCUAAUAGACUGUAUUAACAGUUACUAUGGCGUGUCAUAGAUUACUAUGGAUACAAGGGAUUGUAUAAACAGUUACUAUGGAUACAAGUGAUUGUAUAAACAGUUACUAUGGAUACAAGUGAUUGUAUAAACAGUUACUAUGGAUACAAGUGAUUGUAUAAACAGUUACUAUGGAUACUAGUGAUUGUAUAAAACAGUUACUAUGGAUACAAGUGAUUGUAGAAACAGUUACUAUAGUGUCAUAGAUUACUAUGGAUACAAGUGAUUGUAUAAACAGUUACUAUGGAUACAAGUGAUUGUAUAAACAGUUACUAUAGUGUCAUAGAUUACUAUGGAUACAAGUGAUUGUAUAAACAGUAACUAUGGAUACAAGUGAUUGUAUAAACACUUACUAUGGAUACAAGUGAUUGUAUAAACAGUUGCUAUGGAUACAAGUGAUUGUAUAAACAGUUACUAUGAAUACAAGUGAUUGUAUAAAACAGUUACUAUGGUGUCAUAUGUUACUAUGGAUACAAGUGAUUUUAUAAAACAGUUACUAUGGUGUCGUAUGUUACUAUGGAUACAGGUGAUUGUAUAAAACAGUUACUAUGGUGUCAUACGUUACUAUGGAUACUAGUGAUUGAAUAGUAGGUUACUAUGGAUUCAAAUUAUUGUGUCAACACGUAUUACGGUGUCGUAUGUUGCUAUGGGUACAAGUGUUUGUAUAAAACAGUUACUAUGGUGUCGUACGUUACUAUGGAUACAAGUGAUUGUAUAAAACAGUUACUAUGGUGUCGUACGUUACUAUGGGUACAAGUGAUUGUAUAAACAGUUACUAUGGUGUCGUACGUUACUAUGGAUACUAGUGAUUGUAUAAACAGUUACUAUGGUGUCGUACGUUACUAUGGGUACAAGUGAUUGUAUUGAAGAGAUUCUAUUGUUGUAAGUUGAUAAGUGAUUGAAUAGUCGUCGGUUGCUUUAGAUACAAGUGAUUGUAUAAACAGUUACUCUGAUGUCAGUGGUUGCUAUGUAUACAGAUGAUUGUAAUAGUUACUAUAGCAUGAUACAAGUUGUUAUGGAAUAAAGUGAUGCCAGCUUUUCUGUUACUGUUAACAGUGUUAGACAGUAUAGCAUCUAUCUUCCUUGAGGCUCAGUGAGACAAAGACUUUGUAGAGAAUCAUUGAGGCGCAGUGGGACAAAGACUUUAUAGAGUAUCAUUGAGGCUCAGUGAGACAAAGACUUUAUAGAGUAUCAUUGACUUGAGGCUCAGUGGGACAAAGACCUUAUAGAGAAUCAUUGAGGCGCAGAGGGACAAAGACUUUAUAGAGUAUCAUUGAGGCUCAGUGAGACAAAGACUUUAUAGAGAAUCAUUGAGGCGCAGUGGGACAAAUAUUUUAUAGAGAAUCAUUGAGGCGCAGUGAGACAAAGACUUUAUAGAGAAUCAUUGAGGCUCAGUGAGACAAAUACUUUAUAGAGUAUCAUUGAGGCUCAGUGGGACAAAGAUUUUAUAGAGAAUCAUUGAGGCUCAGUGAGACAAAGACUUUAUAGAGAAUCAUUGAGGCUCAGUGAGACAAAGAUUUUAUAGAGUAUCAUUGAGGCUCAGUGGGACAAAGAUUUUAUAGAGUAUCAUUGAGGCUCAGUGGGACAAAGAUUUUAUAGAGAAUCAUUGAGUCGCAGUGAGACAAAGAUUUUAUAGAGAAUCAUUUAGGCUCAGUGAGACAAAGACUUUAUAGAGAAUCAUUGAGGCGCAGUGAUACAAAGACUUUAUAGAGAAUCAUUGAGGCGCAGUGAGACAAAGACUUUAUAGAGAAUCAUUGAGGCUCAGUGAGACAAAGACUUUAUAGAGAAUCAUUGAGGCUCAGUGGGACAAAGACUUUAUAGAGAAUCAUUGAGGCUCAGUGAGACAAAUACUUUAUAGAGUAUCAUUGAGGCUCAGUGAGACAAAGACUUUAUAGAGUAUCAUUGAGGCUCAGUGGGACAAAGAUUUUAUAGAGAAUCAUUGAGGCUCAGUGGGACAAAGACUUUAUAGAGAAUCAUUGAGGCGCAGUGAGACAAAGACUUUAUAGAGAAUCAUUGAGGCGCAGUGAGACAAAGACUUUAUAGAGAAUCAUUGAGGCUCAGUGAGACAAAGACUUUAUAGAGAAUCAUUGAGGCUCAGUGGGACAAAGACUUUAUAGAGAAUCAUUGAGGCUCAGUGGGACAAAGACUUUAUAGAGAAUCAUUGAGGCUCAGUGAGACAAAUACUUUAUAGAGUAUCAUUGAGGCUCAGUGAGACAAAGACUUUAUAGAGUAUCAUUGAGGCUCAGUGGGACAAAGAUUUUAUAGAGAAUCAUUGAGGCUCAGUGGGACAAAGACUUUAUAGAGAAUCAUUGAGGCUCAGUGGGAUAAAUACUUUAUAGAGUAUCAUUGAGGCUCAGUGGGACAAAGACUUUAUAGAGAAUCAUUGAGGCUCAGUGGGACAAAUACUUUAUAGAGUGCCAUUGUAAUAGAAAAGAUAUUUUAAGAUAUUACGCCACUGUGUUAGAACGUUUUAAGAAAGACAUGAUUAAAGAUUUCCUGCUGCGA
Messenger RNA from Pecten maximus, 4428 nucleotides. RefSeq names its product X-ray repair cross-complementing protein 5-like. Gene Ontology annotation, biological process: cellular response to gamma radiation; double-strand break repair via nonhomologous end joining; cellular response to X-ray. NCBI's taxonomy places the organism in Eukaryota, Metazoa, Mollusca, Bivalvia, Pectinida, Pectinidae. Gene Ontology annotation, cellular component: nucleus; Ku70:Ku80 complex. The record is from RefSeq and is a predicted model, not a curated record. Gene Ontology annotation, molecular function: telomeric repeat DNA binding; damaged DNA binding; double-stranded DNA binding. The transcript has 20 exons. Bases 107 to 1924 code for a protein of 605 amino acids.